AUGGAUCCUUUGUGCUUUCCCACCACUCUUGGCCAAGAAACCAUUUCUCCAGAUGUUAACUUCUCCCUUGAGGCAAAUGCAACGAGCAACAAGACCAUCACAUGCCCUCCUUUCUCCGACAUCCGCUCUGUCUUCAUCCCAAUCAUUUACCUCUUGGUUUGUGCCAUUGGGCUCAGCGGGAACACCUUGGUCAUCUACGUGGUUUUGCGCUAUGCCAAGAUGAAGACAGUUACCAACAUCUACAUCUUAAAUUUAGCCAUUGCAGAUGUGCUCUUCAUGCUCGGCUUGCCAUUCCUGGCUACCCAGAAUGCAAUCUCCUUCUGGCCCUUUGGAACUUUCAUGUGCCGUUUAGUUGCAGCUUUUGAUGGCGUUAACCAAUUCACCAGUAUUUUUUGCCUGACCGUCAUGAGCCUAGAUCGCUACCUUGCUGUCGUCCACCCUAUCAAGUCCACCAAGUGGCGCCGGCCAAGAGUGGCCAAACUGAUCAGUAUGGCAGUCUGGACUCUCUCGUUUUUGGUGGUCCUGCCAAUUAUUAUAUUUACUGAUGUCCAGGAAGGUUUCCAUACCUGCAAUAUGAACUGGCCGGACCCGAUUGACUUAUGGUCUGCAGUGUUCAUCAUUUACACAUCUGUCUUGGGGUUCUUUGGACCUCUGCUGGUGAUCUGCCUCUGCUACUUGCUGAUCAUAAUCAAAGUCAAGUCAUCUGGCAUCCGCGUUGGCUCUACAAGGCGCCGGCGGUCGGAGAGGAAGGUCACCAGGAUGGUGGUCAUCAUUGUGGUCGUUUUUGUCUUCUGUUGGCUCCCCUUCUACUUCGUGAACAUUGUCAAUCUGGUAUUCAUAUUGCCAGAGAAGAUGGCCGUGGGGGUUUUCUCCUUUGUGGUGGUGCUGUCUUAUGCAAACAGCUGCGCAAACCCCAUACUCUAUGGAUUCCUUUCUGACAACUUCAAGCAAAGCUUUCAGAAGGUCUUGUGCCUCCAUAAAGGCAACGGCAUCGAAGACGGCGACCCCACCGAACAUCGGCUGGAGAAGAGCAGCCACCUGCAGGAUGCAAUGCUGCCCCAGAGAAGUGUCGAAUUCAAUGGGCAAAUGCAGACUAGUAAGGUGUGA
This is a messenger RNA of Elgaria multicarinata webbii, 1107 nucleotides long. It is a transcript of the gene SSTR5, whose product is annotated as somatostatin receptor 5. Bases 1 to 1107 code for a protein of 368 amino acids. NCBI's taxonomy places the organism in Eukaryota, Metazoa, Chordata, Lepidosauria, Squamata, Anguidae. The record is from RefSeq and is a predicted model, not a curated record. Gene Ontology annotation, cellular component: neuron projection; plasma membrane. Gene Ontology annotation, molecular function: neuropeptide binding; somatostatin receptor activity. Gene Ontology annotation, biological process: neuropeptide signaling pathway; regulation of insulin secretion; cellular response to glucocorticoid stimulus. The transcript has a single exon.